AUGGCUCCCACCCACAAGGGCAAGAAGAUCAGCAAGAAGCACCUGCUCAAGUUCACGAUCGACUGCACGAUCCCAGUCGACGACCACGUGCUGGACCCGGCGUCGUUUGAAAAGUUCCUGCACGACCGCAUCAAAGUCGGGGGCAAGACGGGCGUGCUCGGGGAUGCCGUCACAAUCACCCGGGAGAAGACCAAGCUGCACGUAGCCUCGUUGCCUCCGUUCAGCAAGCGCUACCUCAAGUACUUGACGAAGAAGUACUUGAAGAAGCAGCAGCUGCGCGACUACCUGCACGUGAUUGCGUCGGACAAGUACACGUACGAACUGCGAUACUUCAACAUCCACGAUGCUGGCAACGACGCCGAAGAGGACGACGAGUAA
Molecule: messenger RNA, 378 nt
Organism: Hyaloperonospora brassicae
Lineage: Eukaryota; Oomycota; Peronosporomycetes; Peronosporales; Peronosporaceae
Source: the annotation of a GenBank genome assembly